GAUAUCACAUUAUUUUUACAUACAAUUACCCAUUUAUACAGUUGGGUUUUUACUGGAGCAAUCUAGGUAAAGUACCUUGCUCAAGGGUACAACAGCAGUGUCCCCCACUGGGGAUUGAACCCACAACCCUCCGGUCAAAAGUCCAGAGCCCUAACCACUACUCCACACUGCUGCUAUGUACUUUGCUUAAACAAAUACAUUUCAAUUCGUGGCUGUUGUGUGCAAAAUGCAUGCAUUUUCCAGGUGUGUCUGAUUAAACCUUAAAACCCUUAUCAGUGUGAUAAUCAGGUACGUUAGAUAAAUAAGGUAACCAUGAGUGAGAGAGAAGUACAGCCUGGCACCCUUAAAGUACUCUGCCUGCGGUCAACUCCAUUAUAAUGGUUCGUUCUUGAAAACACACACAAGGUAAGCUUAAUUUUUUAUUCUCAUUACAUUUCAAUUUCCAUAGUGUUCAGUAACAAACUUUAGAUUUAUUUGAACUGAUGUCAGUUUCUCUUUUGAUUGUGCGUUACAUAUUCACAUAAGGAAGUAAAUAGUUAAUUGUUUUAAAAGAAAUUGAAGAGACAUUCUAAAAUAAAAUAACUAAAACAUUAUUGCUUCUAUUGAGUUUGUUAAAAUAAUUUACAGGAAAGGGAUCAAAGUCGUGUUUCUUCUCGUCUGAAUGGAUUUUUCUCAGUAAAUCUUUUGGUGGGGGGUUUUAGUCUCUUAUUUGUAUACAGGUACAGUAAAACAAAUUCUGGUAAUUGUUUUUUGUGGAGGUGUAAAAACAGAAACCUUAAAUACAUGAAUAAAGGGAAAGCACAUUUUAUUAUACUUUCCUAUAUAACAACAUGGCACAUUUAGUAUUAAAUUAUAAAUAGAAGAUUGAUACAGUAUAUCCAAAAUAAAUACAAACAUUGAUUGUUCUAUGUUAAAUGUUUGUUGUGUUGAAAGUGUAGGGUUUUAUUGUUACGAAGGAAUGCUUGUUUGGUUGCCCCUGUAGGUACAGCAACAUCCAGAGGACUAUUUGAAAUGGAGAAUGCCUACAGUGAACAGACAGUUACAAGCUGCAACCCGGCUUACCCAUCCACACAGGCACUCCCUGGAUACACUCCACAAGGAAACUCCAAGCAGGGCCACCCUCCUCCUGCCCAGUCAGGAUCCAGAGUAGGUUUUGGGAACCCUGCUUCUCUCUCUCCAGCACCAGCAGGGACAGGAUUCACAGUGGGGCCCUCAUCCCCACAGGAUGACCCUCCGCCAGAGUACUCCAACAGCUUCGCUGAUGCACCACACAAUGUUUUUUCUGAGAAGGCCAUUAGAAGAGCUUUUAUCAGGAAAGUCUACCUAAUCUUGAUGGCCCAGCUAAUAGUUACUGUUGGUUUCAUCUGCAUGUUUGUGUACUGGAACACACUCAAUGAUUGGAUAUGGAAGAAUCCAUGGUUUACAUAUGCCUUGGUUCCUGUGUUAUUUGUUCUGAUCAUUAUUUUGUCUUGUUUUGAAAACGCCCGCCGGAAAGUCCCAUUAAAUUUCAUUUUCCUUGCAUUGUUUACUAUUGUUGAAGGUCUGAUGCUUGGGUCUACAACAGUUUUUUUCACAGCUGAUGCUGUGAUGUGGGCUGUUGGAGCGACUGCAUUUGUAUCUUUUGGACUGUCGGUGUUUGCAAUGCAAACCAAAGUGGACUUCACCAUAGCAGUUGGAACAAUAUGGGCUGUUUGCUUGUCACUGUUAGCAUUUGGAAUACUAUGUGCAAUCAUUCGGAGCCGCUGGCUGCAGAUAGUUUAUGCUUCCAUUGGAACAUUGAUCUUUGCAGUUUAUCUGGUUAUUGACACGCAGUUGAUGUUGGGAGGAAAUCACAAAUACAGCAUAAACCCAGAGGAGUAUGUAUUUGCUGCACUGAACCUGUACCUGGAUGUAAUUAAACUGUUCUUGUUCAUUCUACAGAUAACAGGAUUAGGCAAAUAAUGCCUUACAAAAACUCUCAUUGUCCUAUAAAUUAGAUUAUAAAUCAGGAAUCCGCUAUUACUACUUGUGUGUGUUGAUUUCAAAACAGAUCAUUUGAAUUAUAAAAACAUUGUUAGUUUUGUCAAUGAUUUUUGAGCCCAUGAUGGUUUUAGAUUGUGGUAAGAGAAAUUUGAAAUUAGUACUUUCAUUAUUAUAAACUAUAUAUUAUAUUUACUUUUUUUAAUGUAAUACAUUCAUUUGAAUUA
Acipenser ruthenus (sterlet) is the source of this 2186-nucleotide messenger RNA. Its product is annotated as protein lifeguard 1-like. Bases 1012 to 1941 code for a protein of 309 amino acids. NCBI's taxonomy places the organism in Eukaryota, Metazoa, Chordata, Actinopteri, Acipenseriformes, Acipenseridae. Gene Ontology annotation, cellular component: membrane. The record is from RefSeq and is a predicted model, not a curated record. The transcript is spliced from 9 exons.